Neocloeon triangulifer is the source of this 2220-nucleotide messenger RNA. RefSeq lists its product as uncharacterized. The transcript is spliced from 5 exons. Gene Ontology annotation, molecular function: protein binding. The coding region runs from base 250 to 2070 and encodes 606 amino acids. NCBI's taxonomy places the organism in Eukaryota, Metazoa, Arthropoda, Insecta, Ephemeroptera, Baetidae. The record is from RefSeq and is a predicted model, not a curated record.
CUAAUAUUUAUGGUUAUGUCGAUAUAACAAAUUCCACUCACUCUUCAAGUACAUAUAAUAGUGUUGGUGCUGGACGGCAAAUUAUAUCAUGCGGAAUUCGGUUUAUACACUCCCAAUGUGAAUUGCACAGUUUUUGUUUCUUCUGACUAAGUUGCCAUAAAUUUAACUCGCCAAUUUCUACGAUUUUUGCUGCUAAAACGUCACAGUUUAUUUUUGAUCAAGAAGAAGCAAGAAAAACGACAAACAGCCAUGAAUUGGGGUGGCGCAGCAGACGUUUCUGAAGAGCUUGACGAAAUUGUCCUCAAGCGUGAAAUGAGCCAGUUCAUCCUGGUGCAGCUGGACCCUGCAGAACUUCGAACAAUUGGCAACAAGUUCUACAGCAACGGCGACUACUGGAACGCAAUCUCUGCGUACACCAAGAGUUUGGCCCGAGCACCUGCCAGCAGCGAACUGCGCGGCCUGGCCUACGCCAACAGGAGCGCCGUCCUGCUCGCCCUGGGCUAUUAUGAAGAGUGCAUCAGCGACGCUAAAAUCGCCCUGGAGAACAACUACCCUGAGAAUUUGGCCCACAAACUGCACACAAGGAUGGCUGUAGCGUACAAAGCUUUAGGGAUGGAAGUUGAGGCUGAGGAGAAAUUGCAGAUUGCUGUGAAGUGGGUUGAAGCACUUGGAGCGAAACCUAGUGUGGAAGAAGCGGCCAUCAAAGAAAUUGUUGACCAACUGAAAGACCAACGCACACCUAAAUUGCCUUCAAUUAGAGUGAAAUACAAUGAGCCUCCACAGCAAAGCUAUGGCGCAAAUCCUGAGGAUCCUAAAUUGUCUGCUGCUCUCACUGUUUCUGCAGAUGGAAAAACUAUUAAAGCCAACAGAGACAUCAAACUUGGUGAUGUGCUCCUUGUUGAAGAACCAUUGCUCUAUGAGCCAACUUGUGUGGUCAAAGAGGGUGAAGCCUGCUGGAUUUACUGCAGUGAAUGCUUCAAAAUGUGCCUUAAUCUUCAACCCUGCCCAUAUUGUUCCUGGGCCUGUUACUGCAGUGAUGAAUGCGCCUCCACAGCUUGGGAAAAGUUUCACAAGAAUGAAUGCUUUCCCAAACAGAAGACCCUGGAGGCAAUGAUAAAGAAUAAUGACAACACAGUCCCUGUCUCCUUCCGCAGCAUCAAUUUGGUCUGCAAACUAAUCUCUGUUCUUGGCCUGGAAAACUGCAUUAAUGCUGCUGCAGAUGACAAGAUGCUGGCUUGUGCUCCAGAGCAAAUCAAAAGUAUUUUUAAUAUGGACCUAUUUCAAUUAAGUCCAAAUGUCGUCAGCAAUUCUGACAUGAAAGCAAUUGAAGUGGUGCUAGAUGCCUUCGAAGUCGCUGGCGACUCUAAGGACAAACUGCUUUGCUUUUUGGUCAAAAUUCUGAGAAUUGUUCUCGGAAAUAUGAAAGAUAAUUUCACCGCCAAAGGCUUGCACAUUGACGGACAGUUCCUCUUUGGGCAGUACGAUAUUGGCAUGGGCGUUUAUCCUAGGGUUGCCACCAUUAAUGGAAGCUGCGAACCCAAUACCCACUGCUGCUUCUACCAGAAAACUCUGGUCCUUCAUGCAGCUAGGCCCAUCAAGGAAGGAGAGGAAAUUUUCCAAUUCAUGGGCCUGAACUACUUUAACCAUAAUCUCCAGGAGAGGCGCGAAUUCUGGCAAAUUUUUACCCACGAAUGCCACUGUGACGCCUGUACCGGAGACUGGCCCUUGGUCAAGGAUUUGGUCCCCUGUCACAAGUUUGUCUCUGAAAAUCCACUCUACGAACCACUGAGGAAGCAGUUUGAGGCGCACUGCUCCGAAGGAAUGAUGACACAACUGUCGGAGCUCACUCCAGAGAACUUCCUGUUGUGCAGCAAGAUUCAGGAGCUUUAUGGAAAUAAAAGAAGAGAUGAUCUGCAAUACAAGCUAACAAGUGACUUUGUUAGGAAUUACCUCUCUUCUCUCACGAAGAAAUUUGAGGUCACCUUUAAUGAACGUUCCAAGGAAAAUCUUGAUCACUACAUUCCUGCAACUGGUAUCAGGCUAGCCUACAUGAUUUUGCUCAGCAGAUAGAUUUUCUCAAAAUAUUUUCCAACUAGAAUUAUAUAACUAUACUGUUGAAAAUAAUGGAUUAUUUUCCAUUAUAUUGAUUUAGAUUUUCCAGGCUACCUUUUGUAAUAGGAAAAUGUUUAAAUUCUAGAACAAGCGAAAAUAAAAAUUGAA